Messenger RNA from Lampris incognitus (smalleye Pacific opah), 1317 nucleotides. RefSeq names its product beta-1,3-galactosyltransferase 1-like. Lineage: Eukaryota; Metazoa; Chordata; Actinopteri; Lampriformes; Lampridae. Bases 7 to 987 code for a protein of 326 amino acids. The transcript is spliced from 4 exons. Gene Ontology annotation, molecular function: N-acetyl-beta-D-glucosaminide beta-(1,3)-galactosyltransferase activity. The record is from RefSeq and is a predicted model, not a curated record. Gene Ontology annotation, cellular component: membrane.
AUCCUGAUGUCAGCUGUCAUAGUCCAGGUGGGGUUCAGAGAUUUUCCUCUAACCUGGAAUCAGCUGCCGCAAACGCAUGAACAGCUGGGCAGUGACCCAGUAACCAGUGAGCCAGGCGGGUACCCCCAGGUACCUGCCCACCAGACAUUCAAGCACUACUUGGUUGAAUACCCAUCUGAAUACCACUUUGUCAUCAACCAGCCGCGGAAAUGCCAGCAACAGAACCCGUUCCUGGUGCUGAUGGUUCCGGUGGCACCCCAAAAUAGGGCGGAUCGAGAUGUUAUCCGCUCCACCUGGGGCAGCGAGCGUGUGGUGCUGGGCAAAGCGGUGAGUUUGUUCUUCUUGCUGGGACAGCCCACGGUGGACGGGGCGGACCAAAUCCAACAGCAGGUGCGGCAGGAGAGCGAGGAGAAACGGGACCUGCUGCAGGCCGACUUCCUGGACUGCUACAAGAACCUCACCAUCAAGACCAUGGUGAUGUUGGAGUGGCUGGACGCCCACUGCUCAACGGCCUCCUACGCCAUGAAGAUCGAUUCAGACAUGUUCCUUAAUCUGCAGAACCUGGUUAAAAUGCUGCUAAACGCUCCAAAGGAAAACUACAUGACAGGGCUGGUCGCACAAGGAGCGUCUGUGCUGAGACAACCAACAUCUAAAUGGUUCCUACCGGCGGACCUGUUCCCCGAGUCCCAAUACCCACCCUAUGCUCUGGGCCUGGGCUACAUCCUAUCUUUAGACCUCACUACAAAGCUGGUGGAGGCAUCCAGACACGUUAAAGCUCUCUACAUUGAAGAUGUGUAUCUGGGCCUGUGUAUGAGGUACCUUCAUAUUUUGCCCACCAACCCCAAAGACUGGAACUGGUUUCAUGUCUUUCCUCUGGCUUACAGUCGCUGUGCUUACUCUAAAAUAAUAGCCACCACAACGGCCAGCGAGACAGAUCGAGUGAGUAUUUGGAAAGACUUUAAAAGACCGGGACCCUUCUGUGGAUAGAGGAGAAUUUAUAAACAGGGGAACGUGAAGAUGUGACCACAAAAUAAAGGCGGAAGACAGUUUCUGACCUCAGAAGAGAGAAUCUCUUACAUUCAGGGACUUCCAAACAGCUAAUUAUAGGGGAGUGCUGGGACUGCAAGCAGCGGGCCACGGCCACAGACAGGAGGAGAGACCGGUGGAGCUGCAUGGUGUGAGGUCAAUGCCAGUGUCUUGCAGUUAAUGACGGAUGAGCAGCUGAGGAACUAUUUGCCUUCUUAUGGAGACCGUUUGGCAGCGAUGGGGUACUGCAGGAGGCAGGAAGCAUCGUGCAUGUGAACAGAGUUGGGACGC